AUGGCGGACACCAUGGCCAAGAUGGAGAGGAUCAUCGAUGAGAAGAAGAACAGGGAAGAAGAAGAAGAAGAGGACGAGGACGACGAUGACCUGCAGGUCGUGAGCAUCGUGAGAGCGCAGCGGAGCAGACCACCACCACCACGCAACGACAAUGCAUCUGCGCCGCCGCCGUCGCUUGCGAAAGCUAUCAACAGCAUCUCCAUCACAAAGCAGGACAUCCUGCGCGCUUUCAAGCUUGAAGACCCAUCAAAGGGCCCGCAACGCUUGGUCGCGUUGGGACAGCAGCCCUGGAUUUCCGGCAAGCGGCGCAAAGCUGCCAUGAAAGCCUUGGCAGAGAGUGACACGCGGGACCACAGGCCUGAGAACACGCCCGCUGGCCUUAUCAACCUGGGCGCCACAUGCUACGUCAACUCGUGUCUCCAGCUGUUGUUCCACACGCUGCCGCUUCGCCGAGCAGUGUUCGCUUGGCCUCAGCCACAGUAUGCAACCGCGGGGGAGCUGAGCAUGGCCCAGCUUGUGCUGAAGCAGCUGCAAGAAGUGUUCGCCAAAAUGCAGAACACCAACCGCAGUUAUGUCAGCCCGAAACAGCUGAUUGACACCCUCGGCCUGCCGCACCACGAGCACCAGGACAUGACAGAAUUCCAGAAUUUGCUGUGGGGAUUGCUGCAGCCUGAACUGUCCAGCCAUGAGCAUUUGCCCGGCGUGUACGAGUUUCUCCAGGAUUUUGGAGCCGAAGGAACAACAAGCCGCACCACCAUGUGCCUUAAGUGCAAGCGUCGAUCCAAGCUUGACGACACGUUUUGUGAGAUCCCCGUCCACCUCCAGGAGGAGGGCCAGGAUGAUGAGGUGGAGACAGUUGCUGUGGAGAGCGGAGACGACGACGACGAUGAUGACGAAGACGAUGCAGCCGCCAGUGGUGGUGACGACGGGCCGGCGACAGGCGGUGUCGAGUCUGGCAGAGGGAAGCGGGGUGGCAGGCGAUCGAGUCGUGGCAGAGGCAGAGGCAGAGGGAGGGGCGGAGGGCGUGGUGGCAGGGGUAAGAAGGCGGCAGACAAGAAGAGCAGUGGCAGGAAAAAAGUGACGAAAGACGAGGAUGAUACAGACAGCAGCGAUGAUGACCAGCUCGCCAAGCGAGCGAAACAUACGUCCGCCCGUGGUCGCCAACACACACGCGGUGGCCGUGGUGGUGGCGAUGAUGAUGGCGAUCACAGUGACAGUGACAGUGACAGCGAUUGGGCAUUGGAGACUGCACGGGACCGAAAGGGCUCAAGGAAAAGGAAGAAGAAAACAACGACGAAGAAGAGCACAGCAGCAGCAGCAGCAGCAAGAGGGAAGAGGGCGGAUGCAACAACAACGGCAAAGAAGAAGCCGAAUGCUGCCAAACGAUCAGGCGCAGGCACCCCACAGCCCACAGCCAAGAAGACGAAACAGGGCGCCAUCACCAUCGAUUCUGCAAUUAAGAAAUACCUUCUCAUGGAGCGACUCACUGGGGACAACAAGUACAAGUGUGACGACUGCGGGCCACAGGAGGGCGAAAUCACACACGCGCUGGAAAAUGUCCCGGAUCGCCUCAACUUUCAGGUCAUGCGCUUCCUCGUCAACUGGAACACGGGCCAGCGACGCAAGCUGACACAGGUUGUGGAGUUCCCGGAAGUGCUGGAUAUGCGGCCCUAUCUCGCCUCGCCGACAAACGACGACGUGUUUGAGCUGCGAGCGUGUGUGCUGCACCGCGGCGUGUCGGUGCACAGCGGGCAUUACAUCAUGCAGGCGCGGGCGCCCGGCAAUGGCGAUGACUGGUUCACGUUUGAUGAUGACGACGUGCAGCCUGUCUCUGUCAUCGACGGCCAACUCGCUCUUGGACUCGACACAACCUCGGCUGUCUUCCAGCCGAGCAAAGCGCCAAAGGCAGACACGACGGGCAACUUCGCGUCCAGGAGUGUCUAUUAUCUCUCCUACAUGCGCAAAUCCCUUGCGGAUCGUGUGCGGAAGAUGGCGCUGCCUUCACUGCCACCAGUACUGGACGCAAUUGUGGUUGCAGACAACGCAGAUCUGGCAAAGGAAACGGCAGACAAGACAAGACAAUAUGAGGCGGACAAGCGCUACAUUGUCAACGCCUGCACGGCUGUGGAGGAAUUCGCCAAACUGACCACCGCAGCAGGAUCUGACGAAGAGGAAGAGGAGCAGAAUGGCGACGAUAAUGACGGCCGGCCCGACGGCAGCGGUGCCGCUGCCUCCGACGAGGGCACUCGCUCCACCUCGACCUCAACAGUCAACAGUAGCAACAGCAGUAGUGAGGGAAAGAAGGGCGAGGUGGACACAGCAACCAGCGACAACACAGCUGCCGUAUCCGCUCGUGCGAUGCGCACAGUUGUGCGGCGCAGGAUCCGUGAUGACGACGAAGACAACAGCGGUGGUGACAAUGAUGAUGAUGGAGAUGAUGAUGAUGAUGAUGAUGAUGAUGGAGAAGAACAUGAUGGUCAUGGUGGUGGUGGUGGUGGGAACAGCGGUCAAUCACACACUCGCCGGCAGCUCGUUCAAGACGACGACGAUGAAGAAGAAGAAGAUGAUGAUGAUGAUGGCAGCAAUAGCAUGAGCGCUUGCAAGGAUGCAGAGAAGGAGAACGAAGGGGAACAAGAGGAGGAGGAGGAGGAGGAGGAGGGGCGAUUGGAGUGGGUGCCAAAGGCCUUUGUCAUGAAAUUGUUCAAGCAGACACUACAGCCACCAUCAAAUGUCGUGGAGGAGGUGCCAGAGAAGAAGAAGCCGGUGGCGCUCGAUCUGACACCGUUUCUCUGCGAACAUCACCUCAUCCCGCCCACAUCUGUGGACAAGCUCAAGCUCGUGCCUGCACGCGGUGUUGACGUUGUCGCGCAAGCGUUUCCCAACCUGAUCGUUCGUCGUCUGCAGACUGAUUGCCACCUGGAUGCGUGCUGUCAGUUUUGUCUUCAGCGGCAGCUUGCGGAGGAGACAAGAAAGACCAACCACAGACCCGCCACCCUGAAACUCAGGCGAUUCAACCAGCAGACAACUGCGCUGCGGCCGCGUGAUGAUGAUGUACUCGUGACCGCGAAGGAACUGAGUGACUUUGCCUCGCGCCGCAACCCGCCCAAACUCGACGCUGUCUUCAACAAGAAUGCCCGAUGCCAGCACGGAAAACUCGCGUUUGAACUGGACGCUUUCCGUCGCAUCCCCCGCACAUUGUGGGAUGCGAUUACAUCAUGCUACCAGAGUGCACAGGAGGUGGCAGUGACGGAGGACGUGUGCGAGAAGUGCGUGCGCGACCUGCAAGAUCACAAGCAACGGCAGCUUGAGUCGUCUGAAGCAGCAAAGAUGGAGGCCAAGGGGCCCCUCAACGUCCUGCGCGGUCGCACACCACGAAAGCCGUUGGAGACACUGAUUGUCGGAAAAGGCGACGAGGCUCCAGCAGAAAAGCUGUUUAUUCUCCCAAACAAAUUCCUGCAGCAGUGGCGCAAGUGGGUGCAGAGCCCGCGAUCAAAGCCCCGCCCAACUAACGUCGACUUCUCGGGCAUCUGCUGCGCUGGCCACAAGCGCCUUCUCUACGACAUUACAUCUGAUCUCAGCGGCAGCGGGCUGGAACCCGUCACCGCCACUGGCCGGCCCGUCGACCCACCAGACUCGUUCAUAUUCGUGACGGAGGACGUGUGGAACGCCGUGACGAGCAUUUAUGACCCGGAGCACACCAUUGAGUGCACGUUUUCACCGCCCGACAACUCCUUCCACGCGUCAUUGCCGACGUGCACAGAAUGUCGGCGGGCGCGAAUCAACACUGAAGUUGCUCUCAGCUUUGAUACGACAAGGCACAGCGACAUCGGCACUGCCGUCGCAUCUUGCAUGUCUCCAAGACUGCAUGGGCAACUAUUGAUUGAGCGCAAUGACGCUUAUGACGCAUCAGCUUCGGCAACUGGCAGCAGCGAGGACGCAGGAAAACCAGCUGAUGACACGGACGACAGCACUGCGCCGCGCAAGCGCUCAACGCGGUCCACCCGCAAUCCUCGGGGCCUGCCCUCCGUCCGCACGUCCUCGGACAUGACGCUCAUGCAACUCAUGACAACCAUUCUGGAGAAGGUGGGCAUUAUUCCGUCUGAUCAGCAUUUGUAUCUUGAUGGACGCGAGUUGGUUGGGCGCAGCAAUACGCUGGGGGAACUGCGUGUUCCCCAGAAGGCAACACUCAUCCUCAAGGCAGACACUGCACCACCAAAGGCUGAGCCGCGAGCCCCAGAGAAAGGAUUUUCAGGCACGGCUCUCGUUGGGCACAGCAUCGUGGGCUCUUCGAAAACGCCGGAAAACGUCAUUGUGAUCUCUGCCGAGGAGUCCCGUUCCCCCGACAAGGCCGCCGCCACUCAAGAGGGCGAUGAUGGGGAGGGGACGCGUGAGGACCAUGGCAGCAGUCGUGAAGAAAGCGACGACGACUCACAUAUUGGAGGUUCCGUUUUCCAGGCACUGCAGCAGCCGCCGGAUGGUGUGGCGCUACAGCCAGCACGAACAGGGGUAGUGUGGCGAGGCCCGUCUGUCGCGGGUGGAGAGGCACCACUCAACGGGACGGGGACAGACGACGGUGCGAGGAGGAAGAAGAAGACACUUGGGGUGCGGCGGACACAGCCUGAGACUGCGACCACACGCGUGCAUACCCAAUUCAGGCCCGUUGUCUAA
Messenger RNA from Salpingoeca rosetta, 4668 nucleotides. RefSeq lists its product as uncharacterized. Gene Ontology annotation, biological process: protein deubiquitination. The record is from RefSeq and is a predicted model, not a curated record. Gene Ontology annotation, molecular function: cysteine-type deubiquitinase activity; cysteine-type endopeptidase activity. The transcript is spliced from 37 exons. Gene Ontology annotation, cellular component: cytosol; nucleus. Bases 1 to 4668 code for a protein of 1555 amino acids. Lineage: Eukaryota; Choanoflagellata; Craspedida; Salpingoecidae.